UUCGCUCGAGUAGUUAAGAUUAUUCAAUUGGAUUCAUGUCGAAAGCUAUAUUCUACGUUUUUGUUUGUUUCUUCAUGCUACACGUCGUAGAAUGUCGAGGCCGCUCAUACCUACAAUAUGAUGAUUUAGUUUCAGAUGGAAUGAACUUCUAUCAUGAUGUUUAUGAAUCUGAUACCACCUACAUUAAACAGUUGAAGCAAGUUGAAACAACAAAACCAACGUUAACGACGAUGACUAAUUCGACGGAGGAAAUUUGUGAACAUAUGUAUGGGUUUUUACCAUGUUCAAGCAAUCUUCUAGGACAUCUUUUUCAGAUUGUUGUUUACGAGUACUUGUUAUUUCUUGGUGAAAGAUAUGUCACAGAAGGAAGUGAACUAGUUUUCCAAAUUCUGCCUGGUAUUUUUGGUGCUUCUGUUUUCGAAAUCCUUGGGGGAUUCCCUGAAGCCAUGAUACUCAUAGUAUCAGGACUUUCUAAAAGUAAGGAGAUUGCUGAAGAAAAAGUUCUCACCGGAGUCGGUUUGCUUGCUGUAUCUACCGUCUUGCUUCUAACUUUAGUAUGGGGAACUUGUGUCAUCGUUGGCAAGAAUGAAAUUCUUCCCGGUGAUUCACUUUCAAUUUUGAAUCGGAAACGAGCAGCUAAACGACCAUUGUUUUCCAAAGUUCGAUCUUAUAUAACUGGUUAUGGUAUUACUACUGAUCAAGAAACGAGUAUUACUUCAAGGAUUAUGAUUCUAUCUAUAGUUCCAUUUAUUCUUAUUCAAAUACCAGAACUAAUCAUGAAGUUAUCUUACGUUCGAAAAAUCAUCACCGUGGUUACACUAGUUGUGUCGAUUGCGCUGUUACUUGUGUACUUCCUUUACCAGGUCUUUCAGACGUGGAUUCAUGACAGACGAUUAGAAUACAUGAAACUCGAGCACCUAAUGGCAAGGUUCUUGAAGCAUGUUGAAAAACAAGCUGCCGGGAAGCUUUUGGCAGCAGAUGGAACUCCAAAUUUACCUAUCAUAGAAGGGCUAUUUGACAAAGUUGAUGUGGACGACAAUGACAAUAUAUCUCCCGAGGAAUUUAAAGAAUUGAUUAGAGAAAUCAAAUCCGAUACGAAAAAUAUGGACCAAAAUGAUAUCAUUGAUGAAGUGGUUAAGGAGUUCGACGCAGAUGCUGAUCGAAUGAUUUCAAAAGAUGAGUUUGUUAAGGGUUUCGCGAAAUGGCUCGUUAAGAGUAAGAGCAAUAUUAGCAGUCGAAGAGGAGAAGGGUCGUACACGAAAAAAUACAUCGAAAACUUAUACCAGUUUGAAAAUGACGAUGCAGUGGUCGAAACUUCUCUCAGAAUAGAAGUUGGUAUACCGAAUGUAUCAUUUAUCACAAGAUUGUUCGACAGAUUUGACAUAGACAAGGAUAAUCUUAUUUCGCAUCAAGAACUACGAACACUGAUAGAGGGUAUCAAGUUUGGAAAGAUAGAGUUGGAUAUGGACGAUGCCGUUGAGGAAUUAAUGAAUGAGUUAGAUACCAAUGGUGAUCAUAUGAUUGAUAAAGAAGAAUUCAUUAGUGGCUUCACGAAGUUUGUCGAAGCAAAUCAUCCGACGACUGGAUUUCCAGAUACUCCACAUGUAAAAACACCAAGGGAAAAGGUUAAAGAAGUCGAAGAAGGAGCUAUCGAGAACAAAACGAAGGCGGGUUGCAAAGCUGGACUACUAUUAGUUCUAGGAAUUUCAGUUCUAUCUUUACUUGCUGAACCUCUUAUAGAAGUUGUUCAGGAUUUCUCCAAUUCCGUGAAUCUACCAUCUUUCUUUGUCUCGUUUGUCUAGUUACCCGUGGCUACUAAUUCUAGAAGGGCAGUUUCAGCCAUUGUUUCUGCAAGUCGAAAGAAUCCUCGAACUACUUCAUUAACAUUUUCUGAGAUUUAUGGAUCCGUGUUCAUGAACAAUGUGUUAGGAUUGAUUGCACUUCUAUCUCUUGUAUAUGCAAGAGACUUGGAAUGGAAUUUCUCAGCUGAAAUUUUGAUAAUUCUCGUCAUUUGCUUGAUAAUGGGUCUUCUGUCAAGUUUCCGCACCAAAUUCCCUAUCUGGAUAUCUCUGAUAGCAUACCUUUUGUACCCAUUGUCUCUACUCAUGGUUUACAUUCUUAAUUCUGUCUUGAAAUGGCAUUGAAGUGUGAAGAGUGUCAAGUGUGAACACUUCGUUACCUAGUAGGCUUAUGAAGGUUGGAUAUUAUGUGGGCUUUUCCUCCUGCUUCUUGCUUCUUUAAAAUUUCAACACCAAGUGGGCUACAAACCCACAAUGCGGUGGAGUGGAGUGCAUCAAUUCCGUAACGUUUAUAUACUAAGUAGUAAUAUCUAGCCAAUUGUGGAUGCCAUCCCUAUGACCGUGUCCC
Papaver somniferum (opium poppy) is the source of this 2367-nucleotide messenger RNA. RefSeq names its product sodium/calcium exchanger NCL2-like. The transcript has 9 exons. Bases 36 to 1802 code for a protein of 588 amino acids. Lineage: Eukaryota; Viridiplantae; Streptophyta; Magnoliopsida; Ranunculales; Papaveraceae. The record is from RefSeq and is a predicted model, not a curated record. Gene Ontology annotation, cellular component: membrane. Gene Ontology annotation, molecular function: calcium:proton antiporter activity; calcium ion binding. Gene Ontology annotation, biological process: calcium ion transmembrane transport; intracellular calcium ion homeostasis.